Zalophus californianus (California sea lion) is the source of this 4897-nucleotide messenger RNA. RefSeq names its product Myb like, SWIRM and MPN domains 1 (gene MYSM1). Gene Ontology annotation, cellular component: BRISC complex; BRCA1-A complex. Lineage: Eukaryota; Metazoa; Chordata; Mammalia; Carnivora; Otariidae. Gene Ontology annotation, biological process: double-strand break repair. The record is from RefSeq and is a predicted model, not a curated record. Gene Ontology annotation, molecular function: polyubiquitin modification-dependent protein binding; metallopeptidase activity.
UCUCUCGGGAGGACGGAUGGGAUUAGGUCCCAUCAUGGCGGCUGAAGAAGCGGAUGUGGAUAUCGAAGGGGACGUGGUGCCAGCCGCGGCACAGCCAGGAAGUGAUGAAAAUACAGCAUCUGUUUUACAAGAUCACUAUCUUGAUUCAUCGUGGAGAAGUGAGAAUGGUCUUAUUCCUUGGACUCUGGAUAGCACCAUCAGUGAAGAGAACAGAGCUGUCAUUGAGAAGAUGUUGUUGGAAGAAGAGUAUUACUUAUCUAAAAAAUCACUUCCAGAAAAAUUCUGGCUUGAUCAAAAGGAAGAUGAUAAAAAAUACAUGAAGAGUCUACAGAAAACAGCAAAAAUCAUGGCACACUCUCCUACAAAACCAGCCAGUUACUCAGUAAAGUGGAAGAUAGAAGAAAAAGAGCUGUUUGAACAAGGGCUGGCUAAAUUUGGCCGAAGGUGGACUAAAAUUGCAAAGCUAAUUGGAAGUCGCACUGUUUUACAAGUUAAGAGUUAUGCCAGGCAGUACUUUAAAAAUAAGGUAAAGUUAGAUGGUCCAGAGAAGGAAACACCAAAUCAGAAGAGCAGCAGUGACCUUCAGAUUAAAAAUGAAGAUGAGGGCACAAAGGCAUGGACGCCAUCAGGUUUAAGGGGACGUGCUGAUCCCAACUUGAAUGCUAUAAAAAUUGAAAAGUUAUCUGAUGAUGAAGAAGUAGACAUCACAGAUGAGGCAGAUGACUUGACUUCUCAAGCUCCCCAAAAGAAUCCUAGCAAUGAUGACUUACUAAACAUUCCUAAUAGUAAAAGUCAUGAAACCAGUCAAGGGGAAUUUAUUGCUCUCAACCAGGAAGAUUCUGUAUCUCAAUCUUCCAAGGAGUAUUUUCAGAAUAUAAAGCAGGGAGAGAUGGAAGCACUUUCAAGCUCAGGAAGUAAAUUUUGGACUGAAAAACAGAGCAUUAGUGACAAAAAAUCAGUUGAGUUAAAUGAUCAGAAAUGUAAUAAACUGAUGAAAAACUCUGAAAAACAUGAUGGAAAUGGAAUAAUAGAUGCUGCCAGGCCAUUGCCUUCUCCAGAGCCUUGUGAAGUUCACAAAGACUUGAGUGAUACUGAAGUGCUUUUUCAUUCUUCCUGUCAAAUGGAGGAGAGCCAUGAGGAAGAAGAGCUGAAGCCACCAGAACAAGAAGUAGAAAUAGAUAGAAAUAACAUUCAAGAAGAAGAAAAACAAGCAAUUCCUGAGUUUUUUGAGGGGCGCCAAGCUAAAACACCAGAACGCUAUUUGAAAAUUAGGAAUUACAUUUUGGAUCAGUGGGAGAUAUGCAAACCGAAAUACUUAAAUAAGACCUCAGUACGUCCUGGCCUGAAGAACUGUGGGGAUGUUAAUUGUAUUGGACGGAUUCAUACAUACCUCGAGUUGAUAGGAGCAAUCAAUUUUGGAUGUGAACAGGCUGUGUACAACAGGCCACAACCAGUUGACAAAGGACGAGUCAGAGACCGAAAAGCUACAGGGGAAGCAUACCGGCUUGCACGGCGCCUGCAGUCUGCGCGCACAAGGAGACGUAGGGUCCGAGACCCAUGGGGAAAUUGGUGCGAUGCAAAAGACUUAGAAGGACAAACCUUUGAGCAUCUCUCUGCUGAGGAAUUGGCAAGAAGAAAAGAGGAAAAAUGUAAACCUGUUAAAUCCUCAAAAGUACCAAGACCAACAAAAAGCUCAUUUGAUCCCUUCCAACUGAUACCUUGUAAUUUUUUCAGUGAAGAAAAGCAGGAGCCAUUUCAGGUGAAAGUGGCUUCAGAAGCACUUUUAAUAAUGGAUUUGCAUGCUCAUGUUUCUAUGGCAGAAGUGAUUGGUCUAUUAGGAGGAAGAUACUCAGAAGUUGAUAAGAUAGUUGAAGUCUGUGCAGCAGAGCCAUGUAACAGUCUGAGUACAGGACUGCAGUGUGAGAUGGAUCCUGUCUCACAAACACAGGCCUCAGAGACCUUGGCUGUGAGAGGCUAUAGUGUUAUUGGAUGGUAUCAUUCUCAUCCCGCCUUUGAUCCAAAUCCUUCCUUACGGGAUAUUGACACUCAAGCCAAAUACCAGAGUUACUUCUCCAGAGGUGGUGCAAAGUUCAUUGGAAUGAUUGUUAGUCCUUAUAAUCAGAGCAAUCCUUUACCUUAUUCCCAGAUUACCUGCCUGGUUAUAAGUGAUGAAAUUAGCUCAGAUGGCUCUUACCGUUUACCUUACAAAUUUGAAGUACAACAGAUGCUGGAAGAACCUCAGUGGGGAUUAGUGUUUGAAAAGACAAGAUGGAUAAUAGAAAAAUAUCGGUUAUCCCAUAGCAGUGUCCCUAUGGAUAAAAUCUUUCGCCGGGAUUCUGACCUGACUUGUUUGCAGAAACUUUUGGAGUGUCUGAGGAAAACUCUGAGCAAAGUGACUAAUUGCUUCAUUGCUGAAGAAUUCUUAACUCAAAUAGAAAAUUUAUUCCUUUCCACUUAUAAAAGCAAGCAAGAGAAUGGAGUGGCUGAAGAGAACUGUGCUGUGGGUCCAAAGGAAUUGUUAAUGUAAUUAUUUUAAAGGAAGACCUUCUAAUCUUGACACAGUAGAUCCUUCUUGAAAUUAUUGUAAUUUAGCUAAUAGUGGCACAACUUUAAUAUUUUUUCUCUAGUUCACAAAAUCCGAACUUUGCCACAUAAAUCCUGUGACACUUGUUUUCACACAGUGAUUGUCAGAGUGUGGUGUGAAGCAGGGUCUGCUGCAGUUUGCGGUCCCUCCCUGGCCAGUGAGCGCUGUAGGAGACUGAGGGGCUGUCUGCUUUUUUGUUGUAUUCAGGUUGAUAAAUGCAAUAUCUCUAAUAUUUAUUUCUCCCCAAACUAGUCAUUCUACUCUUGGUACCUCACAUCUGUGUCUCAUUAGGAGCACUUCCAUUUUUUCCAUGUCUUUUGAUGAGAUUUUGUUUAUGGUUGCAAAUGAGAUGUGGAUGGAUGGUCACUGGGGUAAUGAACAUGGUUGAGAACUAGUCGUGUAAUAAAUCUAACAACACGCUGUAGGAGGCCAGGGGAGGCCUAAGGAGAAAAUCUUAAACAGAGAGAAGAGACCAAUGGAGAGAAUCAAAUUGCCAGUUUUUCAAUUAUAGAUAUUUGUUUCCAUUUUAUUUUACAGCAAUAAUACUACAGGCUGUGCCAUUUUCUCAGCUAGCUGAAACAUUUAAUAUGGAUUUCGGAUACAUAAAAUAAUUAGCUUCAACUCUAUGUCCACUUAGUAUGUGUGAUAAAACCUCAUUUAAUUGGAACACAGGUAGUCAUAACUCUCAAACUAGACUUUUUUUUCCUCCUACCUGCUAUCAGGAGAAAGAGGCAAAUUUUAAUAAUGCUUAAAUAUUAAAUCCGAGAUUUAAUUUUAAAAGCAAAAAAGCCUUCCAGGACGUAUUGUAUAUCUAGUCCAGUUUCAUAGACUUUCUAAAUGUAGAACAGAAGUAAGCAAAACUUUUUAUGUAAAGGGACAGUUAGUCAAAAACUUAGGCUUUGCAGGUCACAUACUGUCUCUAUCAGACAUUCUUUUUUGUAUUUUUUUACAGUCCUUUAAAAAUGUAAAACCAUUCUUAUUACCUCAUGAGCCUCACAGAGAAUGGGUUGCUGGCCAUUAUCUUCCAACCUCCGCUCUAGAGAAUUACAAACAUUUAUAAUUUGUUUUCAGGUAUAUGAACCUGAGACACUGAAAGGCCUUAUUUACAUCAUCUUCAAACAACAACAAAACUUAAAAUUAUGAUUUACAUUUAAAUAUAUUUUCAAGUAAAAUUAGCAGUCAUGCUGCCUGAUUUACUCAGAUAGAUUUGAGUUUAUUUCUGUGAGUCACACCCAUUCUCCAAGCACUCCUACUAAUAAGUUUUAUUGUACCCUAUCUGGAUAUGAUUCUGUAUUUUUACGUUUUUUGGUUGUAAUCAUUAGCCAUGGAAGAAUAUGGCAAUGUCUGAGGGAGCAGUGAGCCAGGUCUAGAUGGCCUACCUCUUGGCUCAACCCUGUGACUUGGGGGUGGGGGUGGGGGGUAGGGGAUAUAAGUUGACCUCUGAACCUAAAUUCUUAUGUAAAUGAGGUCUAAGUUAUCUUCCUAACAACCUUCCAGGUCUAAAAUGCAUUACUCUAUAUGUAGUUAGGAUAAACAAGGAAACAUAACUUAGAACACAAUUACCUUUGGGAUUUGGGACUGGGGGUGGUAAGAGCUGCCGACCAAACAUCCAGAAACCUGAGUCCUCAUCCUCAUCCUAAUUUUGUUAUCAGCUUUGCUCUGUGGCAGUGAUAACAUCACAUCAUCUGUCUGGACCUCAGGCUCUUCACCUGUAAUCCACGGGUCUAAAUUUUAUGACUUUGUUUUUCCUUCCAAGCACAGAAAGUCUGCAAUUUUGUAAAAGGUACCUUUGUACUCUUCCUUUUGACAUGUUUUCCUCGUUGUACAUGGGGCACACAUCCUAGAAGUUGGUAUGAAUUAGCUCCCUUGAUUGACAUUUCCCUAUAAUAAUGAUUAAUUUGGGUGACAGAAAAUAAUGGAAAUUGUUAAAAAUUCUGUUCUCAAAUCUGGGUCCCCUGCAUGCCAGUAGUUAACCAUAUUUACUAAGCUAAGCCAUACCAUGAGGAACUCAAAGAUGGUAAUCCUCAGAGUUUAGACUUUGGAGAGCACAAUUUUGUAAAUAAUAGUUACUGAGUGUUUUUUUCUGAUGAUAGAUUUAUCUCAAAAUAUUUUUAAAAGAACAGAAACAUAAAAAUAUAUAAAUCCUAUUAUCUAGAAAACGACAGGUAACAUUUUAUCUUCUUGGACCAUGCAAUUUUUUUUUAAGAUUUUAUUUAUUCGACAGAGAGCGCAAAGUAGGCAGAGAGGCAGGCAGAGGCAAGAGGGAGAGGGAGAAGCAGGCUCCACACUGAGCAGGGAGCCUGAUGCGGGGCU